AUGGCCUCCAAGAAGCAGCAGCAACAACAACAGCAACAGGAAAUGGUUCAGGUCGACCGCACCUCAUCAGCAUCUCCCUUCUGGAAGACCACCUCCAACACCUCGAGCUCGUCGCAGAACAAGAAGAUCAUAGGCGCGUCCUAUUCACACGCUGAUAUACUCAAUUUCAGUUCAUUGAGCCUCUCCAAAACCAAUUCGCGACCUCAAACCCCCCCAUCCACCAACCAUAGUCGCGAGUCUAGCGCUGCCCCAGCCCGGACAAGCAGCACAACCUCCCCACGACCUACAAAACACAACUACAGCAGUUUCCUUCGCGACACCCACCAGGACUGGAACGAUGAGGAGGGGGACGGUGACAUCAUGUUCGAAGACGACGAGGAUGAGUUUGGUCUUCCAAGCAUCGCAAACAUGAGGAGAAAAGGACGGCGGAAGCAGCCAUCCAUAGGAAAGGAUGCAGGGGGUUCAAGUGGUCGAAACAGCUUGGGCUCGACGGCAUGGCGUGCUAUAGACAGUGGCGACAUAGCCGAGGAAAGAGGCGUUCCCAACUAUCCCACGGCGAAGAAGUUGGAAGGAAAGAUACUGCGGCCGCAAUAUCAAGAGAUACUACGCGACCCAGCCAAUUCCUUGCAUCUCAUUUCGCACUCCCCUGUACCAACGAACGCCUCCGCAAAGCAAAUCGAAGAGCACUCUGCGCGGACAACAAGAAUCAACAAAUUCAAACGAAUACUACAGGCGAGCACCAUCUCCUUAUCCGAGCUGCGCGACUCGGCGUGGUCGGGUGUACCAUCUGAAGUUCGCGCCAUGACAUGGCAGAUUCUUCUGGGCUAUCUCCCAACCAGUAGCGAGCGCAGAGUUGCGACGCUGGAACGAAAACGAAGGGAAUACCUGGAUGGCGUGCGGCAAGCUUUUGAACGAGCUGGAACGGGUGCUAUAUCCUCGACAAAUCGUGGACGGGCUCGCGGCCUAGACGAAGCAAUCUGGCAUCAGAUCAGCAUUGACGUACCUCGAACAAAUCCACAUCUCGAACUCUACAGUUACGAGGCAACACAACGGUCUCUGGAAAGGAUUCUCUACUUAUGGGCUAUACGGCAUCCCGCCUCAGGAUACGUGCAAGGUAUCAAUGACCUGGUCACACCAUUUUGGCAGGUUUUCCUCGGCGCCUACAUCUCGGAUCCAGACAUCGAGUUUGGUAUGGAUCCUGGUCAACUGCCAAAACAGGUAUUGGAUGCUGUGGAAGCAGAUUCGUUUUGGUGUCUUACAAAGCUCCUUGAUGGUAUACAGGACAACUAUAUCGCGCAACAACCAGGUAUUCAACGGCAGGUUGCAAGUCUACGAGAUCUCACUACACGCAUCGACGAUGGGUUAGCGAAACACUUGCAAAAUGAGGGGGUCGAGUUCAUACAGUUCAGCUUCCGAUGGAUGAACUGUCUCCUUAUGCGCGAGAUCUCCGUCAAGAACACAAUACGGAUGUGGGAUACAUAUCUGGCUGAAGAAGACGGGUUUUCGUCCUUCCAUCUCUACGUCUGCGCCGCAUUCCUCGUAAAAUGGUCUGAUCAGCUCCGUAAAAUGGAUUUCCAGGAGGUCAUGAUGUUCUUGCAAGCUCUGCCGACGCGGCAAUGGACCGAAAAAGACAUCGAGUUGUUAUUGAGUGAAGCAUUCAUCUGGCAAAGUCUCUUCAGAGGGAGCAGUGCGCAUUUAAAGAAUACAGGGUCAAGUAGUGGUGGCGUAGGCAUGGGUCCUGAUUUUUGA
Messenger RNA from Dothidotthia symphoricarpi CBS 119687, 1749 nucleotides. RefSeq names its product GTPase activating protein-like protein GYP1. Gene Ontology annotation, biological process: activation of GTPase activity. The record is from RefSeq and is a predicted model, not a curated record. The coding region runs from base 1 to 1749 and encodes 582 amino acids. Gene Ontology annotation, molecular function: GTPase activator activity. The transcript is spliced from 6 exons. Gene Ontology annotation, cellular component: Golgi apparatus. Lineage: Eukaryota; Fungi; Ascomycota; Dothideomycetes; Pleosporales; Dothidotthiaceae.